Messenger RNA from Hibiscus syriacus, 3531 nucleotides. Its product is annotated as lysine-specific demethylase JMJ25-like. The transcript is spliced from 13 exons. Gene Ontology annotation, biological process: regulation of transcription by RNA polymerase II. The record is from RefSeq and is a predicted model, not a curated record. Gene Ontology annotation, cellular component: chromatin; histone deacetylase complex; nucleus. Bases 149 to 3322 code for a protein of 1057 amino acids. Gene Ontology annotation, molecular function: transcription coregulator activity; chromatin DNA binding; histone H3K9 demethylase activity. NCBI's taxonomy places the organism in Eukaryota, Viridiplantae, Streptophyta, Magnoliopsida, Malvales, Malvaceae.
AUCACCAUGAAGCAAAGGACAAUCCUAGGUCGACUUGUUAUAAUUUUCAGACCACUGUGCGAGUGACACAUUAAAUAGUCUGAAUUCAGACAGAGCGAUUGGAAUCCGCGAGGGUCUGUCGGAAAACAGCGACCGGUGGCGGGGGAUUAUGGGAAGUAAAGAAAAUCGAGGGUUCGCCGAGGACCAAGUCGAAGGGAGAAAUGGGGAAGAAAACAGUGAUAUGGGCGGAGAGAAAGCAAGGGAAAUCGAAGAGAAGGAGAAGAAAACUGGGGAUUCUGAAGCUUUAAAGAAGCUUAAUAAGAGAGACAGAGAGGAGGAAGCAACAGUUCCUUGGAAAAGGGGGAAAAAGGAGGGAUUUGAAGAUGGAAAAAGUUCAGAUUCUGUAGCUGAGGAAGAGGAAGAAAGUGGGGUUCAACUGAAAGGAGAAGAAACUUUGACUUACGUUGAGACAUCAAAUGUAGAAGACAUGGUAAAUAGUGGAGAUGAUUCAAGGAGGAGACUGAGAGAAAUUGCUAAGAAAGUAAGCUAUGUUGAGGUUCAAGAACAUGAAGAUGAAGACUUUGUGCCAAAGAAGCGUGGUCGAGGUAGGCCGAAGAAGGAGCCUGUGAAAUCUGAAGCACAAGAAGAUGUUUUUAAUGAGAAUGGAGAUAGUACUGUGCAUGCAAAGAAGCGAGGAAGGGGAAGGCCGAGGAAACAAGCUUUCGAGAGCGAAGGAAAUGGAGGGAAAAAUGCAAAUAAUGGAAAGAAGAGGGGUCGAGGAAGGGGUAGGCCAAGGAAACAAGCUUCUGAAAGUGAAGGCAAUGGAGGGGAAGAUGUACAAGUUUCAGUGAAUGGAUCAGAAGAUUUGGUUAGCCCCAGGGAAGAAGAGCCUGUGACUGGUUCAAAGAAAAAAAGGGACUCCACGUGGAUUACCAUUGCCAAAGAAGAUAGAUUAACAUGCCAUCAGUGCAAGAGGAAUGAUAAAGGCAGGGUUGUGAGAUGCCAACUUUGCAAGGGAAAACGAUAUUGCAUCCCCUGCAUAACAAAUUGGUACCCCAAGAUGUCGGAGGAUGAAAUAGCUGAUGCCUGCCCAGUUUGUCGGGAGAAUUGCAAUUGCAAGGCAUGCUUGCGGAUGACCGGCCUUCCCAAAAAAUUGGGAAAGACAAUAAAUUUGGAGUUCGGUGAUGAUGAGAAAGCUCAGCACUCCAGAUACUUGCUUCGGACACUUCUUCCAUACCUGAAACAAUUUUGUGAAGAACAAAUAAAAGAGAAGGCCAUCGAGGCAAAAAUUAACCGGGUGCCCCCAGAACAAAUAAAGCUUAAGCAGGCAGAAUGGUCUAAUGUUGUGCGUGUAUAUUGUAACAACUGCAGAGCUUCAAUCGUCGACUUCCAUAGAAGCUGUCCUAAUUGUAACUAUGAUCUGUGCCUUACCUGUUGCCAAGAAAUCCGUGAUGGGAAUUUGCAGGGCGGACAAAGAGAAGCAGUUAUAGUAUAUCCUUACAAGGAUUUAGAAUACUUGCACGGAAAACUUAAGAGCCCAGUGCCAUCGGAAGUGGGGAAUCAAAAAGAGACCCCUGAGGAAACUAACUCUAUAGAACAAAAUGCUCCAACUUCUGAGUGGAAGGUGCAUGAAAAUGGCACCAUUCCUUGUCCCCCGAAGGGCUUAGGUGGGUGCGGUAAUGGCCUUUUGGAGUUAAGGUGCAUGUUUAGAGAACAUGCUGUUGUUGAGUUAACAGGAAAGACCGAGGAAAUAACCAAAGCUCUUAAUUUUGAUCAUGCUCUUCAAGUUUCUAAUGAACGUUGCCCUUGUUACAAUUCUAUGGGAGAAGUUGACAUCAACAAUAAUAAGUUAAGGAAAGCAGCUUCUCGAGAAAAUGCCAUUGACAACUAUUUAUAUUGUCCAAAAGCUAAAGAUAUUAAGAGUGGAGAUUUGAAACAUUUCCAAAAGCACUGGGCUAACGGCGAGCCUGUUAUUGUCAGUGAUGUACUUGAGAAUACGUCCGGUUUGAGCUGGGAGCCAAUGGUUAUGUGGCGUGCCUUUCGUCAAGUAACGAAUAAAAAAAGUGAUCACCAGUUGGAAGUCAAGGCACUUCAUUGCUUAGACUGGUCUGAGGUAGUGGUCAAUAUUCACCAAUUCUUUAAAGGGUAUACAGAUGGUCGUUUUGAUUCGGAAUCAUGGCCUCAGAUACUGAAGCUAAAAGACUGGCCUCCAUCUAAUGAAUUUGAGAAGCUCCUUCCACGUCAUCAUGCCGAGUUUGUCUGUUGUUUGCCAUUUAAAGAAUAUACCCAUCCUCGAAGUGGGCUUCUUAAUGUCACUACCAAAUUGCCAGAGAAAUCUCUAAAGCCAGAUAUGGGGCCUAAGUCAUAUAUUGCAUAUGGAGUCGCACAAGAGCUUGGGCGUGGAGACUCUGUAACCAGGCUUCAUUGUGACAUGUCUGAUGCGGUGAAUGUUCUAACACACACUGCUGAGGUGAAGCUUACACCUGAACAGCUUGCUAAAAUUGCGAAGUUGAAACAAAAGCACAAUGCGCAAGACCAGCUGGAAAUAUUUGGAAGGACCUCAAAGAUUGACAGGAAUAAGCCUGGUGAUGGGUCCUUUGACAUCUCCACCUGUAACAAGCAGCCUAGUGAUAGAGCCGGUGAUCAAGAAGGCAAUGUUAUUAUUGAACAAGAAGGUCAAGAUGGUUAUUCAAGUCUGAGUGGCAAUAAUUCGGUAAUGGAAUCUGAAAUGGAAGGAAGUAGGAAGGUAAAAGUGGAUCAAGAAGAAUGCGGGCUGAAUGGCAGGUCAUCUGAAACUUCCGAGAAUAAGAUUGAAGAGGUGGAAGUUCUUGAAGGAGGUGCUAUCUGGGACAUUUUCCGGAAGGAAGAUAUUCCAAAGUUGCAGGAUUACCUUAGAAAGCACUUUGGGGAGUUUAGAUAUAUUCAUUGUUGCCCAGUAUCACAGGUUUUACACCCUAUACAUGAUCAAUCAUUUUAUCUGACUAUGGAUCAUAAGGCAAAGCUUAAGCAGGAAUAUGGAAUUGAACCGUGGACUUUUAUUCAGAAACUCGGGGAAGCUGUUUUUAUACCUGCUGGUUGUCCUCAUCAAGUCCGAAACAUUAAGUCAUGCAUAAAGGUUGCUCUAGAUUUUGUUUCACCUGAAAAUGUUGGUGAGUGUGUUCGCUUGACCGAGGAGUUUCGUCUGCUACCUCAUGACCAUAGGGUAAAAGAGGAUAAACUGGAGGUGAAGAAAAUGAUUGUACAUGCAGUGCAUCAGGCCGUUAAGUACUUGGAUCCGAAUGCAAAGAUUGAGCUUGCUAAUAAAGUUGGAAUGAGUUGCGACUCCGUUGCUGAAUCCUGCUGAAAGAUGACAAUUGGCAAGUGGGCAAAUAUUUUGGGGUUCUGAUUUUCCAACUUUGACUGACUCACUGAGUUCACUACUAAAUCUUUCUUGCAUGCUGAUGUGCUCCUUUGGCUGGAGCCUACUGAUAUUUGUAGCUUAGCUUUAGCUUGUGUAAUUUUCUUACCAGAUGUUAUUUCAUGAAAGGUAUAAAAGCAUUACAUAAUGCUUCU